Haliotis rubra (blacklip abalone) is the source of this 6104-nucleotide messenger RNA. RefSeq names its product ubiquitin carboxyl-terminal hydrolase 36-like. NCBI's taxonomy places the organism in Eukaryota, Metazoa, Mollusca, Gastropoda, Lepetellida, Haliotidae. The record is from RefSeq and is a predicted model, not a curated record. Gene Ontology annotation, molecular function: cysteine-type endopeptidase activity; cysteine-type deubiquitinase activity. Gene Ontology annotation, biological process: regulation of apoptotic process; protein deubiquitination. Gene Ontology annotation, cellular component: cytosol; nucleus.
CCCGUAUGCAACAUUCGAAAGAAGAUUAUUUUUCGACACUCGGAAGUAUUUUCAGGCCUACUGUGGAGUUAAAUGGUGAUUGGUUAUCUCACUGGUCGUUGUAGAUGAACCAAUGCUAUGCCAGCUAGUGCUCUCGAGAACAUUGACUCGGCAGUAGACGAGACGCUGAAGGCCUCCUUGAUAACAGGGAACGGCAUCGACAAGCAGCUGGUCUCUUCUGCCAAGAGAGUGCUGCUACACAAGGUGGACUUCCACCCAGCAGACCGACCCUACUCACUGCAGAUAGACUCCCUCAGAUCCAAGUACAUCCCCCUCAACCCAUCCCAGAGCUACACACCAGGUAGUGGUACUGGGGCAGAAAAAGGGAAUGGAAAGAUGAAUGUUGCAAGUCAAAGGGAAGGCGAGGAUGGUUUGCCUGUCCCCAAAGUGGUGCUAUACCCAGAGGAACGGGUCAAGUUGGAAUGGCGGCGUGUUCAGAAGAUUGGAUCGGGGCUCGUCAACAUGGGCAACACAUGCUUCCUCAACUCCACCCUGCAGUGUCUGACCUACACUGCACCUCUGGUCAACUACUGCCUCACUGAUGACCACAUCACCUCCUGUAAGCAGGCUGGUUUCUGUAUGGUGUGUGAACUACAGCGGCAUAUACGGAGAUGUUUUGAGAAUGCUGGUCAUGCUAUCAAGCCUCAGUCUAUUCUACAGAAGCUGAAAUUGAUUGCAAAACAUAUGCACUGGGGAAGACAGGAGGAUGCUCAUGAAUUCCUUCGCUAUGUUGUGGAUGGUUUGCAGAAGGCCUGUCUCAAUGGCCAUUCCAAACUGGACAAAUUUAGCAAAGAAACCACCGUGAUAAACCAGAUUUUUGGAGGUUACCUUCGAAGUCAGGUUCAGUGCCUCAGAUGUAAAGAAAAGUCGAACACAUUUGAUCCAUUUCUGGACAUCAGUUUGGAUAUUAAGAAUGUGCAGAGUGUUGAAAAGGCAUUUGAGAGAUUUGUGCAUCACGAGACGCUGGAUAAUGACAAUGCCUAUAUGUGCCCAAGGUGCAAGCAGAAAGUUUCUGCUCACAAGAGGUUUUCAAUCCACAAAGCACCGAAUGUACUCACAGUCCAGCUUAAAAGGUUUGACUAUAACCGUUUGAUGGGGAAAGUGAGUCGACACAUCCACUUUCCUGAUAAACUCAACAUUCGGCCAUACAUGAGCAGUGAGCAGGGUGAAGCCGUGAUGUACCACUUGUACGCAGUACUGGUUCACUCAGGCUUGCACUGCAACUCAGGGCACUAUUACUGCUAUGUGAAAGCUCCUUCUCAGAUCUGGUACUGCAUGAACGACUCCACAGUUCAUCAAGUCAGCAGCAGUCGGGUGUUCAAUGCUGAAGCAUAUCUGUUGUUCUACAUCAGGUCUGCCGCUCCUCGACAACAGCAGACCAGCAAGACUGGUUUUAUUGGCCCAACAAUGCCAGCUAACCACACACUGAAUAAUCAGCAAAGAUUCAAGACAGUCAAUGGCACCCAUGGAGGCCAGUCAAGUACAGAUAUUGGAACCCCAGUCGCUAGGAAACAAAAUAUUACUUGUGCAAGCACGCCUGAACGAACACCAAAACUUGUGCCAAAACCAAUGGGUACACCCUUGCCUGAAAAGCGUGAUAAGGUUUCUUUUGGUAUACGACCAACAUUGGCCAAACCGUCUCACCCUCAAGAAGGGACUGGAGAUGGUAAGCCUAGAAUUGUUGUGCAGAUCAAGAACGGGAAAGUGACAGCCUUGGAGAAAUCUCCAGAUGGCAAAUCUAAAGUAGUUAAUGGUGGUUCCAGAACCAAGUCUCAGCUUGUUCCAUAUGGAGAGGAUUCCGAUUCAGAUCAGGAAAACAAAGCCAAACUGAAUUUAAAGAAGACAGCUGAAACUAUGGUGGAUGAGAGUGUGCAGAAGGCCGAGGAUGGCGAUGGCAUAGUGUUUGACAGCAAGCUGAAUGCCACGACGUCAGUGCCAGGGAACUCUAAGCUGUUGGAGUCUGCUAUUAAAAGGGAAACUGCUUUAGAGAAAGGAGAAAUCACACCUAAAUCAAACACCCAUGACCUAACUUUAAAACUGAAUAAAUCACACAGUACUCCUGUGAAAAGGUCUUUCAGUGAAAGUAAUUCUCUAUCAUGUGUUACGUCUCCUACUUCCAAAAUUAAUGCCACUUCCUCUUGGCAUGUACAGAGUCAGGACACGGCUCCCAGUCCAUCAGUGGGUAGUUGCUCCAGUACAAACAGUGUGAACUCCACCACAGAGUGGCAUGUGAUUGAUAAGAGCGAGGCGCUGCAGUAUGCCAAGGUCCCAGAGAGACAGCAUGUGGGUUGGACGGUGAUCCCUGAAGGGGGAGAGAUGGGGGACGGGGACAACGGUGGCGGGAUGGGACAAAGGGGAGAGUUGGUUCAAGUCAGUAACCAUAUAGGUGGUGAUGGGGACAUGUUAGAUGACAUUGAGAAGGACCACCAGAUAUGUGAUACUGAACUUGAGAAGUGUUCUGUUCCUGAGGUGGGUACUGUUGACAGAUUGAACCAUGAGAUUGAACACAAAAAGACAAAUGGUGAUCACUUGAAUGACAUUUUUGUCAAUGGGAAGUCCUCAACUGCAAGUUCAAGCCCUUCCAGUUCAGCCAUUGCAAAUGGCAGCCAUGUAGAUGUGUCCGAGAAGCAGCAUCUGCUGUCCGAGUCGGCUACACCUGAUGUCCAUGUACACAAAAAGCAUAAGAAACAUAAGAAACAUAAAAAGAACCAUGAGUAUAAGUACCAGGAACUUAUGAAUGAGAGCAGCAGCUCUGCGGAGACAUCAAGUAAAAAACACAAGAAGAAGAAAAAACACAAACACAAGCGAGACCGGGAGGAUUCUGAGAAAGACAGGAAACAUAAGCAUCGGUCGAGUGAUGAAGACAGCAAAUCGAGGAAGAAACAUCGAGAGACGGAUGAGGUGGAGUAUCAGUAUGAAUGGGUCGAGAAGACCAAGGACUCACUGCCGGCAGAGAAUGGGGACUGCAAACAAAGUGUCAAAGAAGUUCCCAGCCAGCCAUGGGACUGGCAUAUGAAGGAAGGAGGGAAAAAGACCCAGGAAGGUGACAGCAAGAUCAAGUGGACCUUCUGGGAUGGGUCGAAGACGUCCAAAGUGGCAUCUGAGCUGGAGAAGCAGUGCUCCAGUAGAGCGUACGGAGCUUCAGUAUUGUCGUGGGAAGGAGAACAAAGUAUACUAGACCAGCAAGCUGAGAGGGAUAAAGAGCGGGACCGCAAACGAUAUUGGGACAAAGACGAUGACGAUGAUGAGCUUGACAGGGGAAAAACAAAGAAGGUAAAGAAACUCCACCCUGAGCCGCUGUACCCUGUUGGCAACCCCUUCCAGCGGAUGCAAGAUGACAGAAAUAAAGGCAAGUCAUGGUUUAACACAGACAAUCGCCAACCUCACUCGCAGCAUCGAAACUAUGACCACCACGGCGAUCAUGCAGGCCGACACUACAGCCAUUCAUACAGUCGGGAUCGUCACGCCUACAGACAUUGAUUCCUCCACGAUGCUGCAUGGAUGUUGUGCAACUAACAGUUGAAAAGUUUUGUAGUGGCUACAAAUGACAUUGAGUGUUCAGGUUUUAGUCAAGUAGAAGUUGGUAAUUCAGAUUCUUUGACACUGCAAUUAUACUCUUUUUCUGUGCUCCAUUCUUUGACUUGAUGUAUAAAGAAUUGUGAAAAUGAUAUGUGAUAAUAUUUAUCAUGUGUCACAGUAUUUAUUGCAAAAUGUUUGGUACUACUAUUUUCAAAUUUGAAAUAUUGGCAUAACUAGCAUGGUUGAGCAAACUUGAAUUUUGACUCCGUGUUUGUGUUUGUAUGUUUGCUAUGCUGGGUACGAUAAACAGGUAUGUGUGUCUGUAAACCAAAUAUCUCAGCAUUGUAUUCCCUUGAAUGAACAAAGAUUUUGAUGAAAUUGUUACAAGGUGAGAAAACAGAAGGGAUUGUUCAUAUGGCUGUGAACAUUUCUAAUGAGGCAAUCCUUUUUUGUCACAAAUCUAACAAUGCACAGAUUUGAUUUUUUUAUUUGUUACUUGCUGAAAUAAUGUGCAUUUUAAAUACUUCCAUGUUCUGUUUGUGAACUUGUUUUUACCUUUUGAUUUCAGAUUCUUUUAUAAUUUGUUAUAUGUUUUACUCCAAACCUAAAAGUUAAAAACCCAGUGUAGCAAAUGUAUGUAAAUGAAGAUAAAUGAGAAUUAUGUAACCCUUCCCUCUUUAAACCACCUGUAUUUUUGUUUCAUUUCAUGUGUGUAUUUGUCAACGAUGUUGCGUUCCACAUUUGUCUUGAUGCUGAAGUUUUGUGUAGACAGAAUAUGUGAAGGCUGUCGUCACAUGAAGCUGAUUGCUGUAGUAGUCUACAUGAUGAUGUUAGUCUCCAGUUAAAGUGGCAUAUAGGGGUUACGAUACAGUACUUUCACAUCAAUCAUCUUGAUACACCAAAAUACAUAUAUAAACUAUAAAGUUCGUAAUAUCUUUGUUUGGUCACCUUACACUUACGGUGUUAUCUUAUUGCAAGGGCUUUUGUGUUUGAUGCUCAACCAUUCUGUACAGGUUUUAAACUAAAAUUUCUUCAGAACCUCUGGGCUGAUCAGCAUUAUCAGUUUUUUAAUUUUUCUGCUUUAGGUUUUUCAUUUUGAAAGACACAUGGGCACCUCAUCAGCAUCACCAUUUGAGGUGUGUUAAUGUACUAAUAAAAGAUGAAAUCCCCCUUUCCUUUGCUGUAGGAUAACCGUAAUGCAUUAUGCAUUAAUCAGCCGAACCACAUUAAAUUCAACUGAUUUUGUUGUCAUAACGACACACAGAAACAAUAUCAUCAGUACCAAUAUACAUGUACAUGAAACAGUUACAACACAUGGUUUUCUCAUCACUACCAAGAAUGUCGCAUAAACAUUAGGAAAGUGUCCCAUCGGAAAUUAAUGCCAGAUACUAUUUUGAAAACUUUAUAAUUUACAUAGAAAUGUUUAAGAGUACUGCAUGUUUUUUUUUGUUGUACAAACGAAUGCUGUGUUGCCGUAUCGUUUCACCUUAUGCCACUGAUUGCUGUACAGUUUGAUGUUAGCAUUCAUCACUUGUCCCCUUGUUUGUGAUAUUAGUCAGCAUUUGUAGUCGGGAGAGCAUCAGCUUCUGUCAAAAUGGAUCCUUGCCUAGCUUGUGAGUGAUACUGCUUUGAUUGGACUUUGUGUCGAUCAGACAAACAUUUUUACUUGGUUGGAAUCUGGGUUUUGUUACAUUCUUAAAUUCAUUGGUGAGCAGAAAGCAUAGGGAUGCAGUGGUCUAAGGUGCUAUAUAUAACCUGCUGCACAGGGUUGUGUCCCUUUGUUGCUGGGAUCUGCUGGCCAUGUGUUUGAAUACAAGUUAGCUCAUAUCAUGAUCCCUAGACUGAAGGUUCCAUAGUGGGUUUUACCAAAACCCUAAAGGUCAUGGAAAUGAAUUGGCCAUCAAAUAAGUACAAAGGCUCUUAACUAGGCACACAAUUUUAGUGGUCCUUUUCAUAAGUCUAAUGUUAAAAAUUCAGAAUUUUUUAGGUCCUGUUUACUCCUUCAAAGAACCAACUUUCACGUCCUCAAAAUGUCUUAAACAGACCUGUAGUUGAAAAUACAUGUAAUUUGCUUGAAGUACACAUGUAGAGACUUGAAACUUGUUUUGUUUUUGACUUUGACCAGGAGAUCACAACAUAAUCCUCUGACAAAAAGCGGUUUCAUGUUUCAUGGUUAUUAUCUCGAGAUGACAAUCCUGGAUAUCUACUUAAUUAGAGAGUGCAAUUUUCUGACUCUCACAAGACUUUUAUAGAUUUGUGAAUUGUAUGUUGGGAUGAAAUCUUUUCCAGAAUUCAGAAGCAUUUGUAUAUACUACUGAAAUUGUGAUUGUGGAAUUGAAUUAUGAAAUUGUCUGUCACCACAGACAUCUACAGAGAACAUCAGUUGGCAACAGGAACAGUGCUUAAGACAUGUUUCAUUUGGUAGUGCCAAGCCCCAGUUAUGAUUCUCAGUCUGUCCACACCAUGCCCUUACUUGUUUCAAGGAAGUGGUUGCUAUAUAUGACAUUUGAGGCAAAGAUGAAGUUAACAGCAGCUGUGAUGGUGAA